Messenger RNA from Anguilla rostrata (American eel), 1845 nucleotides. RefSeq names its product deoxyribonuclease I-like 1 (gene dnase1l1). The transcript is spliced from 9 exons. Gene Ontology annotation, biological process: DNA catabolic process. Gene Ontology annotation, cellular component: nucleus. Gene Ontology annotation, molecular function: DNA binding; deoxyribonuclease I activity. Bases 176 to 1129 code for a protein of 317 amino acids. The record is from RefSeq and is a predicted model, not a curated record. NCBI's taxonomy places the organism in Eukaryota, Metazoa, Chordata, Actinopteri, Anguilliformes, Anguillidae.
UUCCUUCCUCUCGGCUCCGUAGCCUAUGUUAUUCGUUAUUGACACGGCUGCCGAAAGGCAACCCCCCCCCCCCCCAAAAAAAGAGGGUGGGACAGGAACUAGAAGUUAAAAAAAGCGCUAGUACACUGUGAACUCUGGGCUUUCAGCUGGAUUGUGGCUAAAAAUAAGCUGAAGGAUGAGGUGUGGCUUUCCUCUACAGUGCUUCCUCCCCUUCCAUCUCCUCCUCUUCCUCUGCCCCCUAGGACCCCAGCUGAGCCUUGGCUUAAAAAUCUGUGCCUUCAACGUCCAGAGCUUCAGUGACUCCAAGGCGUCCAAACCGAAGGUUAUGCACAACCUCGUCCGGAUUGUGUCUCGCUGCGAUGUGUGCCUGCUUCAAGAGGUGAGAGAUGCGCAGCACACUGCCGUUAGAAAGCUGUUGGAUUCGCUCAACAGGUAUGAUGAGAAGUAUCAUUAUGAUUAUGUGGCCAGUGAGCGUUUGGGCAGAUCAUCUACUUACCAGGAGCAGUAUGUCUUUGUGUACAGGACAGGCUCGGUAAAGGUGCUGGAUGAGUACCAGUAUCCAGACAAGCAGGAAGGAGAUGAAGGGGCCUUCUCCAGACCACCCUUCGUGGUCAAGCUUAAAGCACCCAAAACAGUGAUUGGAACAUUCGUCCUGAUCCCGCUGCACUCUUCCCCUAGCAAUGCCACCAAAGAGAUCGAUGAGCUGUACGACGUUUUUGUUGACGUGCAAAAAAAGUGGAAAAUUGAGAACGUAAUGUUCCUGGGGGACUUCAACGCGGCCUGUGGCUACGUGGCCAAGAAGAACAGGAAGAACAUCCGGCUGAUGACGAUGGACCGCUUCUACUGGCUGAUUGGAGACGAGGUGGACACCACAGUGAGGGAGAGCACCAGCUGCGCGUAUGACCGGUUCGUGGUCCAUGGGGAAACUUUCUUAAGAGGGGUUGAGCCCUCUUCUGCUGGUGUCUACAAAUUUGACAAGAAGUUCCAUCUCAAAGAGGAAGAGGCAUUAAGUUUGAGUGACCACUAUCCCAUCGAGGUGGAUUUGAAGGCAUCAGCACAGCGGCGAUCAGAAGCGCAGCUCUCCCUCCUCUUCAUCACUGCCUCCAUCCUCUUCCUCAGCCUAGCCUGAACAUGCACUGUGCAGAACACACACGCUGUGCAUCGGGGUAAAGGCGGGUUCAUCGGGGAACGUGCAAAAUACAUCCUGUCUUCUUCAUCUCCUCAUCUCCCUGGAGUUAAAGCACGUAGCUGUGCGUGUGUGUGCUUGCGUGUGUGUGCUUGCGUGUGUGUGCUUGCGUGUGUGUGCGUGCGUGUGUGUGCUUGCGUGCGCGCAUUCGAGUGUGUGUGUAUGUACAGUGACGCCUGGCUCUGACUGCAUGCCCAGCAAUGGCAAACUGUCUUAGGAGUUUUGAUGAAUUUUAAGUGCUGACUUAUAAGACUGAGCUUUCGGACUUUCUAUUGGCCGAGACCUCCUGUCAUUCAUGACAAAUCUAUGAAAUGACUAUGAGACAUUGACUGGACUUUCCCUUUAGGGCAUUGAGAAAAUAGUGUGUGGUGCAGUAAUAUGUCCAAAUGAGCACAGAGGGAAUAAACCUCAGACUGUCUGGACUUGUGACCUUUGACCUUGCUCAUGCCAAAAGCCUUCUAGGCCUUUAUAUGAAAUUAUUUUGUAUACAGUUUUUUUUAUUUUAUUUUUUUUACUUUGGGUUUGUGUGUUUUAAUGACGGAAUAAAAUUUCCGAUGGUGCCUUAUCUCAAUAUACUUAUUUAUGUCCAUGUUUGUUUUUAGCCUGUUGUAAAAUACAUUCUGUUAGGGGAAAUGCUAAAUAAAACUUGUCAAUGGGGA